Molecule: messenger RNA, 1653 nt
Organism: Linnemannia hyalina
Lineage: Eukaryota; Fungi; Mortierellomycota; Mortierellomycetes; Mortierellales; Mortierellaceae
Source: the annotation of a GenBank genome assembly
AUGGCUGCUCUCUCCACCCUAGCAAAGUCAGUUAAACCGGCCCUCAUCCUUAAAUCCUUCUUCACCCUCCUCUCAACCUACCUCCUGUACAAAACCUACCUCUACCCAACCUUCCUCUCUCCUCUCCGACGCAUCCCAGGACCACCCAACACCUGCAAAAACAACAAAUACCACAUCCCCUUCCUUGGCCAUUUCCUGGACCUCCUCCGUGAAGAGCCCGGCAAGACCUACCGCGAUUGGAUCGAUAAGUACGGAGGAAUUGUCGCCUAUAAAGGGCUUUUUAAUUCCCCGGAGGUCGUUCUUGCAGACCCCAAGGCGAUUUAUCAUGUCUUUUCAACACAUGCUGAUAAGUACCCGAAGCCGGAGCGUACUAUCCGGCUGUUGUCGCAGGUCGUUGGGAAAGGCAUACUGUUGGUCGAGGGGGAUGUCCACCGGAAGCAGCGCAAGAUGUUGAACCCGGCUUUCAGUCAUAAGCAUAUCAAGGAGAUGGUGUCGACGAUGGCUAUCCCUGCUGAGAUGUUGGGUAGGAUGUGGGAGAAACAGGUUGAUGUGUCUGAGGAUGAGUGUGUCGAGAUUGAUGUUGCGCGCGACUUGGGGGCAUGCACGCUUGAUAUUAUUGGACGGGCUGGGUUCGGGUACGACUUUCAGGCGUUGACGGUUCCGGAUAAUGAGCUGAGUCAUGCUUACCGCCAGUUGUUUUUCAGUAAUUCGCGCUUGAUACAGCUUCUUCGAUUCUUCGUGCCCUACUAUGUCGACAUCCCGUUCAAGCAUAACCGGAUCCGAAAGCAGAGCGCUCGAACUAUCGAUAAGGUGACGACAAGGAUCAUUCAGGAGAAGCGUGCUCAGAUUGUUGAGGGAAAGGGUUUGGGUGAGAAAGGAGAUGGGAAGGAUCUUAUGAGUAUCUUGAUCCGAGCCAAUGAGCAGGUUGGGACACUCGACGAUGGGAAACUGACAGACACGGAGCUCAAAGGCCAGAUUAUGACAUUCAUGGCAGCAGGCCACGAAACCACCUCUGCUACAGUAACAUGGAUACUCCACGUCUUCUCAACCCGCCCUGAGGUCCAGCAAAAAGUCCGUCAAGAACUACUGGAUCACAUCGGCCUCCCCACCGCCAGUGAGACCAACACCUGCCCCCUCUCCUAUGACACCCUCAACGCACUUCCUUACCUCGGCGCUUGCGUCAAAGAACUCCUCCGCUUCAUCCCCCCAGUCCCCUCAACCUCCCGCGUCGCCAGUCAGGACGACACCAUCCUCGGCUACGACAUCCCCAAGGGCACCCGAAUCACCCUCCCUUCCGCGGCCCUGCACAAACUCAAGAGUGUCUAUGGCGACGACGCUGAGGAGUUCAAACCCGAGCGAUGGAUGGAUCCCUCCCUCUUUUCCGAAGAAGAAAAGGAGUCGAUCAAGUUUGUGACGCCGGACAUGAUAUGGGCCUAUGUCCCCUUCCUGACGGGGCCUCGCAACUGUAUCGGGUCCAAGUUUGCGACCAUUGAGGCCAAGAUCCUGGUAUAUUACCUUUUGAUCAACCUCGAGUAUGCCCCCGUGCCUGGGUUCAAGUUUUCAAAGUCCGCUGGUCUGACCAAACCUUACCCUGGAAUGCGACUCAUCGUCAAGCGGGUUCAGCAUAAGGUCCCUGUCGUCGCUGAGGCGUAG